UCGCAAACCUCAGACGUCCUGUCUUCUGAAAUCUCCGGAUUAUCGACCCGAUCUUCGACUUUGCCGCAAGACUCCUCGGACAGUCUGGAGUCUACCCCUUCGCUGAGAAAGUCCCGAACCCAUAACCUCCUGCAUCCCGAUUCCGAUCCACCGAAAAGGUCUACAUCUGGAAACCGACUCAGAGACGUAUUCCGCUCGAAAAGGGGUUCGGAAAAGAGUUCCAGUGACGAGAAGACUGUGCCCGAGUCUUCGCCAGCGGUCAACCCAGAGUCUGAAGCCAAAGUCUCGACCGGCCGAAACCGUGCCCUUUCACGCGGUCCGACGUUGGAACCUCUGAAAGCCCCGCCGCGAACACCACAGACUCCGCCACAUGGAGAGCCGACUCCGCCAGUGAUCGUGAAUACCCCUCCCACACCAACCGAUCCUCAGCUGCCCGUCAUCGUGGCGACUAGCAGCAGCCCUCGUCGUCCGGCGAAUGCGUCUCCCGUGGGGAAUAUGAUAACGCAACGAAGAAGAGCGGGGUCAAAUGCAGGCCCAAGCAAGCUGUCAACGAUAACAUCCGCCCCUCUCACGCCAACGCCGGAAGCUGGGCCAGUUUCACCAAACCCAGCUGCCACGUUCUUUUCGUCCAUGUUCUCAGCAGUCCAAAAUACUGCCAACUCGCUCAGUAGCACCAUAUCAACGGCGAAUCUAGCUCCCGGGACGAAGUCUAGGGCCGGUACACCGUCUCAGGAAACCGACAGCACACAACAGCAACAACAGCAGCAGGACGGCGUCGAGGUUGAAUCCUCAUCCAUUCCUGAUCUGUCUUCAGAAUCCCAGGAGCCAGCCGUUAAAACGCUAGGCAUGGGCGAUCUCAGUCUUAGCCAGCUCGGUAUUUCCGAGACACCGAGCAAUGCUCCUAGUCCUGUGGCCUCAAAAUUUGCGGAUCCUGAUCCACGAAAUCGAUCAGAUUCAGCCCCGGACCCCCAUCCCGCUGUGACGGAAAUUGUGGACGAGUCGCAUCUUUCGCGGCCGAGAUCGGUGUAUUCUGCCAACGGAGAUCGCACGCCACCAGCAGGGAGUGUAUAUGAGGGUAGAUCAGGGGUUCACCGGAGCGGAAGCAUUCGCAGUGCUCUUGGUCACCGCAGGAAGCGAGGCAGCAGCAUAGCUACACACAACACAUCUGGGAGCGCCAUAGGCGCUGCUAUUUCAGCUGCCAACUCUUCGGUGGCUAACCCGAAUGCUGCGGGAAGCACCCCGAAACUUACUGGAUUUGCUGUCGCUACUAAGAAGCGCAACCGUGACUUUCAUAACCUUUUCAAAAGCGUGCCCGAUGACGAUUACCUGAUUGAGGACUACAGCUGUGCUCUGCAGCGUGAAAUCCUCGCUCAUGGCCGGUUAUACAUCUCAGAGGGACACCUCUGCUUUAGCAGCAAUAUCUUGGGCUGGGUGACGACGCUGGUGAUGAGCUUUGACGAGAUUGUCUCAGUUGAAAAGCGGAGUACGGCGCUGGUGUUCAAGAACGGCCUGGAGAUUUCUACUCUACAUGCCAAGCAUAUCUUUGCCUCUUUUGCGAGCCGCGACACGACAUACGAUCUCAUCAUCAAAAUCUGGAAGCUUGGUCAUCCUCACCUCCAGAGCUCUCUCAAUGGCGUCCGUCUGGAGGAGCCGGGCGGCGACCGUACCGAAAAGGUUGAUGUGGAAAACGUCUCUGUGGCAGGGAGCCAGAGCAUAUCCGGAUCCGAUGACGAGAGUGCCGAUGGGGAUGACGAUGAUGACGAUGUGUAUGAUGAGGAUGAGGAAGAGGAGGAUAGCCAAGAAGCAAGCUUGCCUGCGGACGCAACCUCAGAGGGCCCUGAUAAGACAGCCACUCGCAAGGUAUCUGGUCCAGUGCCCUCGGAGAAGGCCGACGACAAUGCUCCCACAAGUGGUGGUGAUUUCCCAGGUCCUACCAGUCACGCCCCGACAGAGUGCGGGGAUGAAGGGACACAUUAUGAGAAGAUUCUGGGCGACGAAACUAUCCCGGCGCCGUUGGGCAAAGUCUAUAACUUGCUCUUUGGACCUGGCUCGGCCGCAUGGAUGGGCAAAUUCCUGACCGUGGACCAAAAAUGUCUGGAUCUCCAGAUGGAGGACAAGCGAGGUCUCACUGGGGAGGUCAAGUCGCGGACGUUCACCUACAUCAAACCUCUUAACGCCUCGAUAGGACCCAAGCAGACGAAAUGUAUUGUUACGGAGCAGCUGGAAUCCAUCGACCUCGACAAGUCUGUCAACGUGCUUUGCAGUACGCAGAAUCCCGAUGUACCAAGUGGCAACAUAUUUGUGGUGAAGACAAAGUAUUGUCUUACGUGGGGUGAGAACAAUGGCACUCGUGUUCAGAUCAACUGCACUAUCGAGUGGUCUGGCAAGAGCUGGCUGAAGGGUCCCAUUGAGAAGGGCGCAAACGAAGGACAGACGCAGUACUGCAAAGAUCUUUUUGCCAGUCUGCGAGCAGCCAUUUCUUCUCGACCACGGUCUAGCACUCUCGGUAUUGCCGCAGGGGCACGUGGCAAGAAGCGUGGACGCAAGGCGAAGUCCGCGCUGGCCUCUAACCAAGCCAGCGACGUUGAGAGUGUUGCCAAGGUGUCAGUAAAGGAGAGCUGGGGUCUGCUUGAGCCUGUGCGGCCUUUCCUUGGGCCCGUGUUUGAUAUCAUCAGGCCUAUUCUUACCGGAAAUGUGGUGUACGGGUUGCUUGUCGGUCUGCUGGUGGCUAGCUGGUUCGGGUUUGGUACUCGACAAGGACCAGUACCCUAUGGCCGCGACAUCGGGUUUGCAAACUACCCACAGCGAAUUGCGGCUUACGAGGAAAUGUGGAGCAGAGAGGAAAGUGAGCUGUGGGAAUGGAUUGAGGAGAGAGCUGGUCUGGACCGGCUGAACGGUGGUAGUAUGCCAGCCCCGAGAAAGAGGACCGUGGAUCCAAGGACGGUAGAGGAGAAGCUGCGGGAGGAGAGGAUGGCUGAGAGAGAGCUCCGGGAGGCGAUCAGAGUGACGGAGGAGCAUUUGCAAGUUUUGAAGUCGGUUGUCAACAGGAAGGAGAGGGGCGAGAAGGCUACAAGUGAUUGA
Molecule: messenger RNA, 3081 nt
Organism: Podospora anserina S mat+
Lineage: Eukaryota; Fungi; Ascomycota; Sordariomycetes; Sordariales; Podosporaceae
Exons: 2
Biological process (GO): intracellular sterol transport
Cellular component (GO): endoplasmic reticulum-plasma membrane contact site; endoplasmic reticulum membrane; cortical endoplasmic reticulum
Molecular function (GO): sterol transfer activity; sterol binding
Source: RefSeq, a predicted model, not a curated record